UGUUCGGCUGCCAUUGGCUGGGGACUCCGGGCUGGGCUGAGAGCCAGCUGCGAGUAACUGCAUUGACUGGGCACCUCGCUCCCGGCCCGUACAGCUCAGCGCGGAGCGGCUCCGCGGACCGCAUCCGAGAGGCCAAGGGCGGUCUCUUCCACAGGGCGGCGGCGGCGGCGCCAUGGAGAAGCGAUUUACGUAUGAUGAUUAUCAGGAAACGAGUAAAUGGCUUCUGUGCCAAACCAAGCACCGACCUCAAGUGGCGAUUAUCUGUGGCUCUGGGCUAGGGAAUCUGGCCAAUAAAUUAACGGAGACCCAAAGCUUUGACUACAGCAAGAUUCCAAACUUUCCCCAAAGUACAGUGCCAGGUCACGCUGGUCGACUGGUGUUUGGAUUCCUGAAUGGCAAGGCCUGUGUGGUGAUGCAGGGCAGAUUCCACAUGUACGAAGGCUACUCGAUCUGGAAGGUGACAUUCCCAGUGAGGGUCUUCUACCUUAUGGGUGUGGACACCCUAGUGGUCACCAAUGCAGCUGGAGGACUCAACCCUGAGUUUGAGGUCGGAGAUAUCAUGCUAAUCCGUGAUCACAUCAACUUACCUGGCUUCAGUGGUGUGAAUCCUCUUAUGGGGCCCAAUGAUGAAAGGUUCGGACUUCGUUUCCCUGCCAUGUCCAAUGCCUAUGACCGGGAUAUGAGGCAGAAGGCUCACAGUGCCUGGAAACAGAUGGGGGAGCAGAGAGAGCUAAAGGAAGGCACCUAUGUGAUGCUGGCAGGCCCCUCCUUUGAGACUGUGGCAGAGUGUGGGCUGCUGCAGAAGCUGGGGGCAGAUGCUGUUGGCAUGAGCACAGUUCCAGAAGUUAUAGUUGCAAGGCACUGUGGACUUCGAGUCUUUGGCUUCUCCCUCAUCACUAACAAAGUCAUCUUGGAUUAUGAAACCAAGGAGAAGGCCAAUCAUGAGGAAGUACUGGAGGCUGGAAGACAAGCUGCAGAAAAGUUGGAACAGUUUGUCUCUGUUCUUAUGGCCAGUAUCCCACCACCUGCCAAAGCCUGUGAGCUGGAGUGAUCUGGCCUUUCCCUAAUGGGAUCCAAGUAGCUGCUGUCUACUUUGGUCCCUUGCUGGGGUCACGUGCCUCUGCCCUUCAGUAGUAGGAGAAAGGAGAGGAAGAUCCCUGUCCUUCACCUUCACCAUUUCUCCCACCAGACCAUUCUGCGCAGGCUUUUUUUAUCGUUACCUCAAAUCAUUUAUCAGUUCCCUACCCUCUUCUUCAGGAGCUAGAGCCCAGCCCUUGCUGUGUCUAUGGCGGGGGUGUGACCUGGGCUGUUGAACUUGGCACAGUAGCUACUGCUGUCCUUCUGAUGUAAUGCAUUCACAUUCCUGGGGACUCAGUUCUGACUCCUCCAAAGCAGGAGAGCCCCCUGUAAGGGCCAUCACAGUCCAAUACCCCUAGGACUUUUGUAUUCCCAUAUUUUGAGAAUAAAAAGAAAGAUGAAAUAA
Mustela lutreola (European mink) is the source of this 1483-nucleotide messenger RNA. RefSeq names its product purine nucleoside phosphorylase (gene PNP). Lineage: Eukaryota; Metazoa; Chordata; Mammalia; Carnivora; Mustelidae. Gene Ontology annotation, biological process: nucleoside metabolic process. The record is from RefSeq and is a predicted model, not a curated record. The coding region runs from base 173 to 1051 and encodes 292 amino acids. Gene Ontology annotation, molecular function: purine-nucleoside phosphorylase activity. Gene Ontology annotation, cellular component: cytoplasm. The transcript is spliced from 6 exons.